AUGUCGAUCGAGAUGGCGAUAGGUCGACUCAAGGUCGUCGACAGCGAUGAGCCACAGUCUCUCUCGGGGCCCAUCACCACUGGCGGGAAGCUCCUUCUCACUCGGGAGCAGUGGGCUGCCUGCCAAGGUGACCGGAAGAAGGGGGAGCCUUCUUCCGCGACAGGCGGCCGCAAGCGUGGCAAGCUGCGCAAGGCGCGCAGAGACGCCCAGGCCGGGGCGCUAGGACGUGCUGAGGGUGAUGCCCGCGGAGGCGCCCAGGGCGGCGCCGCUGGCAAGUACAAGCCAGCACGAGACGACACCUGCCGCAACUGCGGCCAGCUUGGCCAUUGGGCCAAGGACUGUGGCACAACCCCUCUGUCUCGCUACUCGUCGGGAUGA
Messenger RNA from Phragmites australis (common reed), 378 nucleotides. RefSeq lists its product as uncharacterized. The record is from RefSeq and is a predicted model, not a curated record. The transcript is spliced from 2 exons. Lineage: Eukaryota; Viridiplantae; Streptophyta; Magnoliopsida; Poales; Poaceae. Gene Ontology annotation, molecular function: nucleic acid binding; zinc ion binding. Bases 1 to 378 code for a protein of 125 amino acids.